Messenger RNA from Drosophila subobscura, 4177 nucleotides. RefSeq lists its product as uncharacterized. The transcript is spliced from 9 exons. Gene Ontology annotation, cellular component: condensin complex; nucleus. The record is from RefSeq and is a predicted model, not a curated record. Gene Ontology annotation, biological process: mitotic sister chromatid separation; meiotic chromosome condensation. Lineage: Eukaryota; Metazoa; Arthropoda; Insecta; Diptera; Drosophilidae. Gene Ontology annotation, molecular function: chromatin binding. The coding region runs from base 362 to 3244 and encodes 960 amino acids.
UCUCCAGGAGCAAAACAAAAUAGCAAAUUAGAUACAUACAUAUAUCUAAAUAUUGAAUUCGCGCCAAUUCGGGAAAUAAGAAACAGAACAACCAUUCGAACAGCUAGGAAAUAUUAAUAAAUAAUCAUUUGGAUUUAUCUUAAAAUAAGUGAAUCGUGUAAUGUUUUUGGUUUUCGAGUUACGCCCAUGCAAAGCGAUGCGUGCUUCCACCAUUUUGUAAGCUGCCUCCUCGUGUCUCAGUGUUCGUAUGUGUCAGUGCGUUUAUGUGUAUUAUCGUAGCAACGGAACCUGUCGCAGAAUGGGCGCACAGAGCGAAAAUCGCUUAAAAGACAAAUUACUAGGCAGUUUUGUGGCAUAAGCAAUGGACGGGAACCCGCUCGAGGAGUCCGAUCCCGCUUCCACCGCACGGCAGAGGGAGCAGGUCUUGAUGGUGGCUGAGCAUCGACCUGCAACCAAUGUCGCCAAAUGCAUCGUUGCGUACGAGGAGCAGCCAGAGCUCUCCCGACUGGUGACGCUCCUGGAGGAGGUCAGUAAGAACUCGGACUACUCCACGGACCUCCGUCUAUCCACGGACUAUUACGGCAAUCACCUGCUGCGGCAUUGCCUGAGGGACAAGGAUGUGACGCGACGUGUGGCCCUCGGAUCUGGCGGCAGUGCCAUCCAGUCACUCGGCAAGAUCUAUGCUGAUCGCGUGGAGUACAUCAGCCAGACCACGGACAACAUCAACGAGUCUAUGUCAUCGGCGCAGCGUGAAACCAGUGAGCAGACGACCAGUGGCCAGGAGAGCACCGCACCCAAGCCGGAAGAACCGCGAAAGCGUCGAGUUAAAAAACUAACGCAGAAGACAGUAGAUCCGUUUAUGGUGAAUCUGGAGCCGCGUGCGUUCAAAACAAUGUCGGAAGAAAAACGUUUUAGUACGACGGGCAUGGCAAAGUGCAGCCGAAAUAGAACAAUCGAGUACCUGUACCAAGACCACACGCCGCCCAAUCUGUGGAGAAAUGCGCCGAUCGUGGACCCCCACCUGACUUCUGAGCUCGACGAAAAGAAACAAUACAAAUUGUUUACGUACCACGUUGAGCACAGAUACAACACUCUCCUGCCAGAUAUCCCCUUCGAAAGGCUUAAUCUGAUUAAGGAGUACGUUGCUUCGAACAAUGUCAGUCAGGAAAUACUCAACGUUCACAUGAGCACGGCCGAGUUCCUCACUGAGUACAUUGCCCUGGAGAACAAAAUGCUGGCCUCGCGCUAUGGUGCCACAGUGAGGAAGAGAAGAGAGGAUACAGCUUUAGAGACCACAAUGAAAAGGAUGCUCGAUGCGGAGGAGAAAGAUGGCAGUUCCCCUAAAAUUGCGAGAAUAGAAGAUGAAGCAAUGAAAGUAGAUGACUCGGCAGACAACGCGACGACAGAAGAGUCUGCAAUCGAAGCUUCAGAACCUAUGGAAGUGGAUCAAUCGCUGAACCCGCGGGAAAAGCUGCAAACGAUAAACUCAGUGGACUCGGGUCUAGGAAUGACGCAGGAAAUGACCACACUGGACAGCAGUCAACUUGAGGAUGCCACUCUUAGUGCCAGCCGAGUGGAAGGACCUGCUUUAUGCAGCACCCUCCUGCCAGAAAGACUUAUGAACGACUCCAGCGUCCUGGACAAUCAAGACGCUGAAAUGAACGCUCUGCAUAUCACUGUCGAUAAGACAAGAGGGCUGUCAUCUGACGACGAAGGUGUUGUACUUUCAGAUAGCGAAGAGCGUCGCAUGCAGUCGCUGUCGCCCAAGGUAAGGGUCAGGGAUAUUCUACCAGGUGUGCCCAACAAAGACACAGUCACUGUGCUCGUUGAUGAAGAGAUGCGUGCUCUGGGUGGCAUUAAAGAAGAAGAACCAGAGGAACACCAGCCCGAUUUCGAAGAAGUCGUAAAAGUUCCCAUUGAAGUCUGUCAUCCGCUUGAGUUGAACAUUUUUGGGCUUUCCGAAGCACGCUUAAGGCGCAGAAUCAUAUUCAAGCUGCCAGAUGAGUUCAAGAAUUUCAUGAAAUCUCGUGUUCCCCCCAAGAGAGACGCAGAACCAAAGCCUCCAAGAGCUCCUCGCAAAGUGAUAGAUGAAGAAACGGCAGUUCCGGAAAAGAUCCGAGAACCUGUCCUAGACAGAGAAGCGAGGAUAAGCUUGGAGUUUGACUUGGAUAACAAUUUCCUUGGCUUUCGGCGACCCACCCAUGACUCUGGCGUUGACGACAUCAGAUUACUCGAUUCGCGACCAUCAUCGGCCAUUAUCGAACCGAAAGCCGAAAUUCCUGCAGAUGCCACACAACCUGACAAAGCAGCGGAGGAUAAAUGUGACAGUGAUUUAGAAGCUCCACAACUUGACACAGCAGCAGCAAAUGAAUCAACCACCGAGAAUGACAGUGGUUUAGAGGCUACAGCAGCAGCAUCUUUGCAUGCUAAGAAUCAAACCAAUACGGACGACAGUGGCUUAGAUGCCAUACAACUUGACGCAGAGGCAUUUUUGCCGCCCCCAAAUGAUCAAACCAAUACGGACGACAGUGGCUUUGAGCCCACACAACUUGACUCAAUUUUAGACAAUUUAGCAAUAAGCGAAUCAUCCCCAGCGCACACCCUGGACGACUGGAUGGAAAGUACGAAUAGUACUCAAGAGAGUAGUGACCUGGGUGUUGAUAAUCCGUUCCAAAUUGACAAAGGAGGCUACUCAGACUCCAGCGAACUGGUCAGGGAUUGGCACAUACGAAUAGCACCCAUGCUGGAAGUGGCACACGAGAGGCAGAAUUUCAAAUUUGCAGAUUUGGGCACUGAAAUAAUUGAAGCGUGUCAGCAGGGCAAUGGCAGUGCUACAUUGGCCGAUGUGAUGCAGGGCAAGGAUGAAACCACCAUGGGUCGGCACUUUUUUGCAUCAUUGAAAUUGCUGAAUGAUGGCAAUAUCGUGCUGAAAGAUGAAUAUCGUGAUAAAAGCAAGCCAUUGGAUAUUUCCCAGUACAAAAUGGAACUUAAGAGUACGGAGCGAAAGCAAGUGCAUCCAGAGGAUGACAUUGGUAGCAGGAAUGUGGGGAAGCCAAAGCCGUUGGCUGCGAAUAAGAAACCACAAAAACGAAAAUCCAUGGAGAGUCCAGAGGCAGCGGAAAUGCAUGUACAAAUGGUGCGGUUAAUUAAGGCCAUACCCAAAAUAUCGCAAUCGCCAGACGAUGGCGACUCCGGCAUAUCAUCACUGGCUUCCUCCGUGACGAUGUCGCCGGAGAAGAAUUAGUAGAAAUUUGAUCAGUCGUAAAUAUUUUAAUGUCUAUCAACCUUUUAUUCUGUAGAUUGUCCGUCUCCCUAUGUGUAGGUGUGUGUAGAGUUUGUAUAGUUCUGUCUGUUUUAUUGUGUUCAUAUCGAAUUUUCUAACACAUUAUAUUGUGUCUCCGCAGGGUCUGCAAAUGCUGCACUUUUCCCAGCUGUACUCCAAAAUUAAGAGGCUCCGCAAUAGCCAUGCAUUAUUUUAGUUUAGUUAUUUUUUUGAGCACGUGCAAAUAUUUUAUAUUUUAAGGUCUAAUUUUAUAAGAACUUCAGCCUCUGUCGAAUACAGCGGCUGUACAGGCCAUAUGUGUCGACAGUUUUUGGAACAGUAUUAUUUAAGCUCGAUUUCCUUAAGCAUUGAACAAUUUCAGAUCGCCGCGAAAGUGUUUUUCGAAUAAUUCUUGCCUCUUUUCGGUUGUUUUGGUUUUUUUAUUUUAAGAGUUAUUUUUGCGUUCAUUUUUCUGAAUUUUUUGUUACGUUUUCUUUGCUUUUUUGAUUUGAUUUCUUUCAUUUGUUAUUAUUUAAAUUUCAUGCAUUUUUUAUUAUUAUUUCCUUAAUUUUUAAAACCUGCUAAGGCUCUAAUCCUUGAUUAGGAUGAAAAGCCGAGUCGGUCUACGUCCGCUUUGGCUAGGGCUAUGCAUUAUUAUUCAUUUCAUAUUCUACACCAUCCUUUACCUUCCUUAUUUCAUUUGCAUUAUCAUUCAUCACUGCACGUUCUUGGCAUUCUAGGUAUGAUUUAUUUUAUGGCUUGAUCGCUGUGUUUUGGGAAUUCGUGAGCUGAUAGUACUAGCAUCAAGUACCUGAUCUCGUAGUGUACAAAUGUAUCAAAAAAUAUAAACUUUCUUCUGAAAUUUUAACUGUAAAUAAGCUAAGCCUGGCACGAGCAUGUACAUAUUACCCAACA